Dibothriocephalus latus is the source of this 498-nucleotide messenger RNA. NCBI's taxonomy places the organism in Eukaryota, Metazoa, Platyhelminthes, Cestoda, Diphyllobothriidea, Diphyllobothriidae. The record is from the annotation of a GenBank genome assembly.
AUGCAUUGGGUGCAGGCGGGUCUGAAUCUCAUUCGCAGGCUGAAUUGUCGUCGCAUCGUUGGUAUGAGUCGGUCGGAGUGUGAGAAAAUUCGUCUGGCCCCACCGGCCCGCUUCACUACCUAUGUUGCCUCUCUGGGCGGGCUAAAUGAUAGCACCUUGCAGGUGAGCCAUCCAGGUGGUGGAGUCGCUACUACCGCGAACGAGGAGGCAGCAGCAACGUUGACGUCGAGUGGGCAGGCGCCUGCACAGAGGACAGUAGGUGUGGUCGUCCUCGAUCCCAUGUCGGAUCGCUCUUUCGGUCAUCCAGUCUUCAUCUUCCGUACUGUUCGAUUCGAUGGUGGGAAUUCAGCUACAGCAGCAGCAAAAACAACGCAACGGAAAUCGGAAUUACUGCAGUUCUGCACGGCACGAAGAGGUCUAGUUUAUGGUGAGUACCCAAAACGGGCAGAUAUUUCUGGUUGCGCAGACGGCAAGUGUUUCCUUUCGGAGAAGGUGUAA